Molecule: messenger RNA, 2838 nt
Organism: Caretta caretta (loggerhead turtle)
Lineage: Eukaryota; Metazoa; Chordata; Testudines; Cheloniidae
Gene: PCED1A
Product: PC-esterase domain containing 1A
Source: RefSeq, a predicted model, not a curated record
GCGAAGGGGGCGAGCCGGGCCAGGCGCAGGCAGCCGAGCGGGACGCGGGACAGCCGGGCUCGCUGCCCGGCCGUGCGCCCCGCGGGCAGGCGGGCUCGGCGCCGGGGGCAGCCCCAUGUGAUUGGCCACCUGCUGGAGACCGACACUGCUUGCUUGUGGCUGCUCUGUAACUACUAGCAAAAGGCCAGAGCCCUGUCCUGGCACCCAGGCCGCUUGCUCGGGAACGUGGGCGCACUGGAGGGCUCUGCUUGCUGGGGAGCGGCCGCCUGCCGAGCCAUGGUCACUUUCGUCACGCACGAAGUCCGGCAGCUCCUGCACAACAAGUUCGUGGUGGUCGUGGGGGAUUCCAUCCAGCGAUCGGUUUACAAGGACCUGGUGUUGCUUUUGCAGAAGGAUGCUCUCCUCAGCCAGUCCCAGCUGAAAGCCAAGGGGGAGCUGAGCUUUGAGAACGACUGCCUGGUGGAAGGCGGCAUGUUGGGUGAGCUGACCAACGGCACCCACUACAAGGAGGUGCGGCAGUACCGCACGGACCAUCACCUGGUGCGCUUCUACUUCGUCACCCGUGUCUACUCCGACUACAUGGAGAGCAUCCUGGCCGACUUCCAGGCUGGGCCGCAGCCCGACGUCGUCAUCAUCAACUCCUGCUUGUGGGACGUGAGCAGGUACGGCCCCAAGUCCAUGAAGCAGUACCGGGUGAAUCUGGAGAAGGCCUUUAACCGCCUGGACAAGGUGCUGCCCCAUGCCUGCCUCCUGGUGUGGAACAUGACGAUGCCCGUGGGCCACAAAAUCAUCGGGGGCUUCCUCACCCCAGAGCUGCAGCGCCGAGGCAGGAAGGUGCCCCACAAUGUGAUCGAGGGCAACUUCUACGGGGCCGUCCUGGCCAGCAGCCACCACUUCGACGUGCUGGACCUGCAUUACUACUUCCGCUUCGAGGCGCACCACCGCCGGGGGGACGGCGUCCACUGGAGCCAGGCUGUCCACCGCAGGAUCAGCCAGCUGCUGCUGGCCCACGUGGCCGACGCCUGGGGGGUCGAGAUCCCGGAGAAGAGACCCCAGGACGGUUGCUUUCAGGCAAAUGCUCUGGAGUGGGGCUCGCAGCCCACCCCCUGCCCGGCGCCCCACGCUGCUCCGCCCUGCCCCUGGGGGCCCGAGUGGGACAGCAGCUGCCUGUCCUGGAUGCCCCCGCCCAGCGCCUGCCCGCUGCCCCCUCCGGCUCCCCGGCCCCCCUUUGACUUCUGCUGCCCCUCCGAGGACCCCAUUUUCCAGGAAGACUCCCCCUUCCUCCCCAGCGACGCGGGGCCUGGCGCGCCCCUCUCCGGAUACAUCAGCUUCGACAACUGCCCCGGAUUCAGUGCGGAGGGUCCUGCCAGCCGCUUUCAAGCUUCCUGGGGCGCACCGCACGCUCUUCCGGGCCCGGGGCCCUUCCCUGGCUUCUCAGGAAACCCAGGACCCAGCUUCCCUCCGCACCCUCGGAGCCCGACCAGGAGAGGCCACGGUGGGCGCUCCCACGGCUUCAUAAUGAGGCGGCAGCCAGUGAGGUGGAGUUCUGGGCCCCCCUACAACAGGCCCCACUACAAUUGCUACUGAGGGGCCCUGGCAGAGCUGGGGCGUCUCCCUGCAGGCGGGCGGGCUCCCUGCCAAGCGCUCGGCUCCGAACAGACUCGGGUAGGGUUGGCUUGCCUGUCUGCAGGUGCGUGCCACGAUGAUGCACCUGGGCGUCAGAGGGCGCCCUGGCCUGGAGGCGGCUACCACUCAGAUGGCUGAGUUAUUACAUGUAGUAUUUGGGGUGGGGGGCAGAGGGCUGCGGGGGCCUGGCGAGAAGGGGCUGUGAGCUGCCAGGUGCUCUGGCUCAGGACAAACGCCCUGCAGUUGGGCACAGCCGGGCUGGCUCCAGCUGGUGGAUGCAGGCGGGGAGGGUGGGGGUUGUUUCCUUUCCCGAGAGCUGGCCGGGCUGGGUCCCUUCCUUGGAGGCUCCCUGUGGACCGGCAGCUCAGGGAGCAUGGCACGCCGUGCCCAGUGACGGUACUGGGAACAGGUCUAGACAGAGCGUCCCAGCCCCGUGCUGGGGCCGGGAUACUGCAGCGGGAAGCGCUCUGUAGGCCAGGCCCAUGAGGGGCGGAGGGCCCCAUCCUGCCAGGUGCUGGAGCCGGUGAGGAUUGGCAGCCACCUGGGGGAGGUGCUGAAUGCCAGCCGUCUGCCAAGGGGCUGGGGCUGCUGGGGCCUCGCCCAGGCGGUCUGUCUGUCCAGCCUAAGUCUCUCCCCAGCACUGAGUCCAGUUCCCCCAUCCCCAUCCGCUGCUGUUACAAACCUGCCCAGAUGGGGCGGGCAGGGAGUGGUUUGCCCCUGCCAGGCUUCCUGCCCCGGACUGCCAUGGCUGUGAGCCGGCCGGUGGCCUCGCCUGCUCUCCAUGGGGUUCUCAGGGCGAGCUCAUGUUCUUAAUCGUUGAUCUGUUUUCAGCCCCCUCCGUGGGAUGUUAUGUCAUGAGGUGGGUCUGCACUAUACCCCCCCGUGCCCCUUCCUGAGGGGUGGGCAGGGUCAUGCUGCUCUGAGGUUGCUUUACGCUGGCAGGCUGCAGGGCAGAGCCCUUGGUGGCUCAAUGCACUAAAACCCUCUAGCCCCAGCCAGGCUUGCUAGCUAGCGGGCUCAGCCCUGUGCUCAGCUGCACUGAGCCGAUCAGGUUGCACCGGCAUAACUGUGAGUUGAGUCCCUUCCUGGCCAUCUGCCCACAGGCCCGGGGGGGCCCCUGCUGCUGGCACAGUGGUUAUUGAACAGGAAAUGCUGUUCUAGGCAAGUGUUCUUGUGUAUUUUGUUGACUUGUUAAUAAAGCUUUGACUAGUG